AUGAUGCCGAAGCCCACCCAGGUGUUCCCCCGGCAGAGGAUCAGCGUCUGCGUGGGUAGGGUCCUCGUGUCCUUGGUGACGCGGGGCCGGAAGGCUGCGAUGGAGCCGGCGCACAGGGCCCCCUCGGCCAGCACGCCCAGCGCCACGGCCAGCCAGGCCCGCCCGCCCCGCAGCGCCCGGCGGAACGGCCCCACCAGGGCCGGCCACUCGGAGCCCAGGAACAGCUCGGACGCCUUGAGCCCCAUGGCCGCCAGGCAGGCGGUCAGCGGCAGCAGGAAUACCGGCUGCUGCGCCAGGCAGCGGCGGGCCGUGGGGGGCCCGGGGAAGAGCAGGGCGCCAGCGGCCGCCAGAGCCAGUGCCAGCAGGGACAGGCAGGCCAGGCGGCCCCCCAACGCCUCCACCGCCGGGCUGCCCAGGUGGCGGCAGAAGAGCAGGAGGGCGGCCCCGGCCAGGGCCAGCUCCAGCAGCAGCAGCAGGACCAGCCCCACGGCCGCCGGGUCGCCCCAGGCCAGGAAGGUGUCCGUGCGCGGGAAGCAGCGGGUGCUGCGUGGCGGCGACCACUCGCUCGGUUGGCACUCCAGGCAGGCCAGGUUGUCUGCGGGCGGGCACCCGGGGGAAGCCCCCCGUGAGGUGGGGAUGCCUGGGCUCCCAGUGUGGCACCUUGCCCAAGGCGGGGUGGGUUCUGAAUUCUCCCCUCGGAGACCCGGAGUGGGGCCCGGACUCGGGGGUUGUAGGGCAGCGGGCACUAGCUGGUGCAUUUGCUGCGGACAUCAGGAUGCGGGCGAUGGGAAAUGGACCCCACUUCCUCCUUCGCCCCCACACCCACGGCGUACCCCCACCAACCGUCCCCCUCGGGUGAGUCCUGGGGGACCCUGGGGUGGGCGGAAUCUAGGGAAGGAAACCCGUGUCCCCAGGCCCUGGGCUCACCUCUCUCCCUGCGGUAGGUGCCCGCUUUGCAGUCCAGGCAGUCGUAGCAGCAGGAGUGGAAGCCCUUCACCCUCCGGAUCUGACCCUCCUCACACUGGCUUGAACACCGAGACACCGGUUCCUGAGGGUUGGGGAGGAGGGGGCAACGUCACCUGUGCACCCCCUGCUUGGUGGGGGGGCACCUCGUCAUCUCCCGCUCCGGGCCUCCCCAGGAAUCCAGGUAAGCCGCCUCUGCUCCUGCCCCACCCCCGGGACGGGGACCUCCACCCCGGCGCCCACCCUCAUCCCCUGGGCCGGCACACCUGGCCCCCAAACAUCUGCCACUGGAGCCGGGAUCUGUCGACGACCAGCCGGCCGUGGAAGGAGCCCACUUCUUUGACGAUGAACGUGUCGCCCCUCCACGUCCACUGCAGCAGGUUGUAGCCCAUCUCCACGGCGCCGGCCGAAUUGAACUGCAUCUCCAGGGGCCCCGCCGAGAAGUUCAGAUGAGGUCCAGGAGGCCCGGAGAAGUGAAGUGACUUGCCC
Molecule: messenger RNA, 1452 nt
Organism: Tachyglossus aculeatus (Australian echidna)
Lineage: Eukaryota; Metazoa; Chordata; Mammalia; Monotremata; Tachyglossidae
Product: translation initiation factor IF-2-like
Exons: 2
Coding region: 1-1350 (449 amino acids)
Source: RefSeq, a predicted model, not a curated record